Messenger RNA from Eublepharis macularius, 1302 nucleotides. It is a transcript of the gene NKX3-2, whose product is annotated as NK3 homeobox 2. Gene Ontology annotation, molecular function: RNA polymerase II cis-regulatory region sequence-specific DNA binding; DNA-binding transcription factor activity, RNA polymerase II-specific. Bases 1 to 1092 code for a protein of 363 amino acids. Gene Ontology annotation, biological process: regulation of transcription by RNA polymerase II; cell differentiation. The transcript has 2 exons. The record is from RefSeq and is a predicted model, not a curated record. Gene Ontology annotation, cellular component: nucleus. Lineage: Eukaryota; Metazoa; Chordata; Lepidosauria; Squamata; Eublepharidae.
AUGGCCCUGCGCGGCGGCGGCGGCGGCGGCGGCGGCAGCAGCAGCAGCAGCUCCUCGCCGGCCCCGACGCCCUUCUCCAUCCAGGCCAUUCUGAACAAGAAGGACGAGCCGGGCGCGCGGAGCCCCUGGCCGGGCCGCCUGCAGCCGCUGCUCUCGCCCGCAGGGGGCGCCCUGGCCGGCCCCGACGGCGCGCCCGCCUGCUGCUGGAGGCUCUUCGGCGACGAGGCGGCCGCGCUGGCCGUCGCUCUCCAGCAGCAGCAGCCGCCGCCGCCGCCGCGCCAGCAGAUGCCCCCCGCGGCCGCCGCGCCCCGCCGCCCCGGGCCCGCCGCCUGGGACUCCGACUCGGCCCUGAGUGAGGAGCAAGAGGCGGACAAGGAGGACGAGGAGGAGACGGCCGGCGACGACGACGAGGCGGCCGAGGAGGAGCUGCGGGCCGCCCGCCGAGCGCCCCGCUACGCCAGCGGCUCCAGGUCUCCGUCGGAGCUCCCCGGCGGCAGGAAGCGGCCCCCGGGCGGCCUCAGGGACUGCGAGCUCUCGGCCCGGGCCUCAGAUCGAGCCCCCCCGGAGGAAGAAGACGAGGACGACGAGGAGGAGGAGGGCCGCGGCAAGUGCGCCAAGCUGCUGUCGGAGGAAGAGGAGGGGGCGGCCGGCGCAGGCCCGGCGGCGGCGGCGGGGGCCUCGACGGCGGCGCCGAAGCCGCGCAAGAAGCGCUCCCGGGCGGCUUUCUCCCACGCGCAGGUCUUCGAGCUGGAGCGGCGCUUCAACCACCAGCGCUACCUGUCCGGGCCGGAGCGCGCCGACCUGGCCGCCUCGCUCAAGCUGACGGAGACGCAGGUCAAGAUCUGGUUCCAGAACCGGCGCUACAAGACCAAGCGCCGCCAGCUGGCCGCCGACCUCCUGGCCUCGGCGCCCGCCGCCAAGAAGGUGGCCGUCAAGGUGCUGGUCCGCGACGACCAGCGCCAGUACCACCCCGGCGAGGUGCUCCGGCCGCCGCCGCUCCUCUCCCUCCAGCCCUCCUACUACUACCCCUACUACUGCCUGCCCGGCUGGGCCCUCUCCGCCUGCGCCGCGGCCGCCGGGACCACGCAGUGACUGCCGCACCGGGGCCGCUGGAUUAAGAAGCCGGGCUGGGCAGGGGCGCCCGGCCGCCUGGACUCGACGGGGCGGCCCAACAUCAGGACCGGGGCGCUGACUGCCAAGGGAAACCCUCCCGCCCCGGUGCUUUGGAGACUCCCCGCGAACUUCGACGGGAGCCCCUCUCCCUCUGUCCUCCCGCCCGGUCCUCCUCGCCCUUGGUGCUCC